Molecule: messenger RNA, 710 nt
Organism: Phytophthora infestans T30-4
Lineage: Eukaryota; Oomycota; Peronosporomycetes; Peronosporales; Peronosporaceae
Exons: 2
Coding region: 234-710 (158 amino acids)
Source: RefSeq, a predicted model, not a curated record
UAAGCGUAAGGGUCUGUCGCGAGAUGAAAAGAUUGUUGUGCACGCCGAAAAACAACGCACUCUUAAAAGAUAAGACGCUGGAUGAAGACGGGGGUACUGUAGCAAUAAUAUCUCGUUUGUUCCGGCUUGAAACGGACAAGCGACAAUCUCGAGGUGAGCUAAAAUUAUCAAGUGUCCAAGUAGACCCUGCGUCUCUCUUUUGUGUGUGUGUUUUUUUAGUAUCCAGUCUCGUGAUGGCCCCCGUUCGGGUAACUCCGACUUGUGGAGAUGGUACUCGCGCGCUGAUGGCUUUAUCCAAGUGGGCUUCACGUCAUGCAGAGAAGCACUCGUUGAGCUGGAAGAAGGUGAUUACUCCAGCUGCUCUCAUUGAGAAGACUCAUGCCCGACAACUCGCUGCGCGUGACAAAGUGUUCGAGCGCCAUCUCCCGUUCUCGUGGCUGCGGUUCUUCAUCGGAGCUGUGUCGCUAGCUCUCGUUUUCGCCGACGUCUUACGCUCCGGUGUGGGCGUGUCGAAUCUUCAAGAUGUGUACCCAUCACUGCAGCCAGACGAAGUGGUAAGUUUUGAUACAUCGUGGAACUAUUCAGUGUUUGCGUCUACCAAAGAGGAAGCCAGAAAAGGCAGCACAACAGCACGUGUAUGGAGCUACAAGUACGACUCGACUUCGAUCACGUGGCGAGCAUUUGCACCGGCGAGGUGGCAUUCCGGAUGA